AUGGUAUCCGCGUCCUGUCUCAAUAGUGCCCUGCAUGGAAAGAUCGGCUUCUUCAGCAAAGCCCCUCUAGCCUUCGGAUACACGCAUCCGUCACCUUCGGAAUGUGCCAUCGAGUGCGAGAGCCUGAGCACUUGCCAGGCAUGGCUCUUCACUGUCAACGGCAAGGAAUGCCAAUUGUACGGCUCGGGCCCGGUCGCGCAGGCGGAGAAUGCGGGUUUCAUCUUGGGACUGUGUGGUGAGGAGCAUACUAAUACGCCAACUGUUUCGCCUUCAUCCAAGCUCGUACCUGGGCCGUCGGCCUCUCCUGGAAUUGUUUCUGCCUCUCAUUCUUCUGUCCCCGCGUCAAAUGCAAACAAAGCUUCCGCAGACCAUCUGAAGCGGCAUCAACACGGGCACGUUGGCCACCACCACAACCACCAUUAG
Molecule: messenger RNA, 423 nt
Organism: Aspergillus brunneoviolaceus CBS 621.78
Lineage: Eukaryota; Fungi; Ascomycota; Eurotiomycetes; Eurotiales; Aspergillaceae
Exons: 2
Coding region: 1-423 (140 amino acids)
Source: RefSeq, a predicted model, not a curated record